CCACUUCCCUGGCCGGGAGCGGCCGCGCGUCUCGCAGAGCGAUUCGCUGCCGGCUGGGUUCGCCGCCAACCUCACCUACCCGCUGGCUCUCCUGCCCGACUCUUCUGGGAUGGGUGGCGGGGGGUGGGGGAGACCUCGGAGGGCGGAGUGACACGCGGAGGCGGGCCGGGCCCUUCCCUCUCCGCCCCCCCCACCCCGAGCCAGGGAGGAGGCGCCGCCAGGGCGCAGGUGAAACCGACUCGGCCCUAUCCCGGGAACUUUCGCUGCGGUGACUGGUUGCGAGAGGCUAGCGUCGCGCAGGGGGGGGGAGCCUGGGAGCCGCCCUCUCUCUCCCAGACUGCCCGCGAGGACUCAGCCCAGGGGCCACCGAAGGGGACCCACAGCCCUCCUGGCGCGCUCACCGGCUGCGGGAAGCGCUGGCCUCCGCCGCUGAUGGGGGCGCUUGGUGCCGCCCCGGGCGCAGGUGACAUUCGCCCGGCCAGGGUUUUCUCUGGCAGGGGAGAUUCCCCGGAGGGCGAGACGCAGACACCCCGGGGACGGAGGACAAGGCAGCGAUGGCCCAAGAACUGAGCCAGGAGGCACUACUGGACUUUCUGUGCCAGGCUGGGGGCCGCGUGACCAAUGCUGCCUUGCUGAGCCACUUCAAGAGCUUUCUCCGAGACCCCGACUUGCCCCCCAACCAGCACCAGCAGCGCCGCGAGCUCUUUAAGGGCUUCGUCAACUCGGUCGCCGCAGUGCGCCAGGACCCCGACGGCACCAAGUACGUGGUGCUCAAGAGGAGGUACAGGGACCUUUUGGGGGAGGAGCGGCUGCAGCGACCCCGCGAUCCGCCCGCAACCGCACCCAGUGCAGGGGGAGCUGCGCCCUGCUCCCCGAGAGGGGCGCGCCGAGGGGAGCCUUCCCAGCAGCAGCCCAGGCGGCGGCGGCGCGAGAAGGAGCCGGAGGAGGAGCCAGCAGGUGCAGCAGCCGGAGCCGCUGACGCGGGUUGCAAUGGACUCCCAGCCAGCGGCGCCUGCGGGGCUCCCGGGAAGGGCGGCGGAUCGAAGGGCAGCCCUGGACAGAGGGCGCCGGUGCCCGCAGCUGCAGCGGCAGGGGCCCAGGCGGGAGCGAGGUGCGCGGCGGCGGAGGCGCAGGGCCUCUGCUGCUGGGAAUGCCUCCAAAACAGGCUGGCGGGGCUCCCGGGAGAGCUCAGCGCACUCCCCGACUCCGCCACCGCGGAGGAGAAGCCGGCGCGGGCUCUGCCAGCCCUGGAGGGCCGCGGGGCUUCCAGGGAGCGGGAAGAAGGCGCGUUGGUUAAGCCUGCGCCAGUGCCUGCAACACCUAGCUCUCCUCCGGCCACAGUCGAGGCUGCGACGAACCGGGCUUCUCUGCCUGCUCUCCUGCCCUGCCCCGCUUCCCGCGGAGACCAGCCGGAGCUGCUGACCCCCAGUUCCCUGCAUUAUUCGACCCUGCAGCAACAGCAGCAGCGCACUCGAGAGUGGGUGGCCAGGCACCCGCAGGUGCCUGAGGCCCGUGAUCAGGGCCCUACCCGCUUCUGGUCGGUGCUGCCAGACAACUUCCUUCAGCUGUCCUUGGAGCCUGGCUCCACGGAGCCUAACUCAGAGCCUCCAGAUCCCCGUCUUUUUUCACACCCUCUCUUUCCUGUUGCUCCAGAUGAAUCCUCGGAAUCCUGGCCGGGAAACCCUUCACUGACUGUCUUUCGCAGCAUUCGUUGUCAGCUGUCCCUCCAAGAUCUAGAUGACUUUGUAGACCAGGAGAGUCAUGGCAGUGAGGAGAGCAGCAGCGGGCCGAAAGAGUCCCCGGGGGCUUCUGAAGAAGGGCUGCAGGUUGUUUUGGGAACCCCAGAUCAGGGGAGGCUCAGGAAUCCAGCUGGGGGCCUCUCUGUAUCUCAGAAGGAGGGCAGCCCCAGCCGGAGCCCUCAAGGCCUCAGAAACAGAAAGGAUGGUCACCCCUUUCAGCAGGUCCCUGCCGGGGCUAAUGGCCUGGCAGGCCACCCCCUGGAGCCUUUGCCUUGGCCAGCUCCUAGGUUCAGGAGGUCCCUCAGAAGGAGCUCUCUGGCAGGAAGAGCCAAAUUGUCUUCCUCUGAUGAAGAGUACCUUGAUGAGAGCUUGCUGAGAAGAAGUCGGCGCCCACCUCGAUCCAGAAAGCCCUCCAAAGCAGGAACAGUGCCCAAUCCAAGGGUAGAUGCAGCGUUAUCACCGAAACUUGCAGAGGUUAAGCCUGCUGAGGCUGAGUGGGAUUGGCGACACAGCUUGUGGGCUCCUAGUGGGGAGGGGCCUGCAGCCUUGGCCCCCCACAGAACUUCUGAGCACAAAUCACCCCUGGUUCCCCUAGAUGCCAGGGAGCACGAGUGGAUUGUGAAGCUUGCCAGUGGCUCCUGGAUUCAGGUGUGGACUUUGUUCUGGGAGGAACCUCAACUGGCCUUGCACAAAGACUUUUUGACUGGGUACACCGCCUUGCACUGGAUAGCCAAACAUGGUGACCUCAGGGCCCUUCAGGACUUGGUCUCUGGAGCAAAGAAGGCAGGGAUUGUCCUUGAUGUAAAUGUAAGGUCCAGUUGUGGGUAUACCCCACUGCAUCUUGCAGCCAUUCAUGGCCACCAGGGAGUUAUCAAAUUGCUAGUGCAAAGGUUGGCUUCUCGAGUGAAUGUCAGGGACAGCAGUGGGAAGAAGCCAUGGCAGUACCUAACCAGUAAUACCUCUGGGGAAAUAUGGCAGCUAUUGGGAGCCCCGAGGGGCAAGCCCAUUUUCCCCGUCUAUUCCUUAGUUGGAAGUUCUUCCCCCACCAGAAAGGCCAAGAGCAGGGAAAUAUCUAGAAAUGUCACCCGAAAGACUUCCUUCGCUGCACUACUCAAAAGUCAGCACAGCAAGUGGAAAUUGGCCAACCAGUAUGAGAAAUUCCCCAGUCCAAGGGAAAGAGAAGAGUAUAGUGACUGAGGUAGGUCUCUCUGUCCAACAUGCAGGCAGCAUACCCUCGCCCUACUCGGUGAAAGAAUUCCAGGGGAAUAUAAAAGCUGGUGAGAGUUGGUAAAGAGGAUGGUCAAAGGAAAUGGCGUUGACCUCAUUGGAUCUUAUAUCACCACAUCCUGAACCUUAGGAGGAUCAUCCAAACUUUUUGAAAGCUGAAGUACUUGAACUAGAGAGACCUAGACGAGGGGUAGAUCCAGGUGCUCAAAAUCCAGGAGGCAUUCUUCCUCUUCCCUUGCCACCAUGGAUUUGGGCAUAGUAAGUCACAUUGUUUCCUUGAAGCAGCAGUACCUGGCCUUGGCUAGAGAGGGAACAGAUGUCGAACAGAGAGGCAAUUCUAGGAAUUGACGAAGCACAUACAAAAUCCUCUCUGGCUAGGAGCUCUCUGGCUUCUGUUCAUUUGGAGAAUAAAUCUUGGCUGACAGUGGGAAGCACCAGGUUUGAAAUCAGAUGGCUUUAUUUUUCAUUCUUUUGGCAUUGAAAUCAGUGAAAUAAAAUUAUUACUGGAG
Messenger RNA from Saimiri boliviensis boliviensis (Bolivian squirrel monkey), 3475 nucleotides. RefSeq names its product sosondowah ankyrin repeat domain family member B (gene SOWAHB). Lineage: Eukaryota; Metazoa; Chordata; Mammalia; Primates; Cebidae. The record is from RefSeq and is a predicted model, not a curated record. Gene Ontology annotation, molecular function: protein binding.